Mus musculus (house mouse) is the source of this 996-nucleotide messenger RNA. RefSeq names its product histocompatibility-2, T region locus 25 (gene H2-T25). The record is from RefSeq and is marked validated. Lineage: Eukaryota; Metazoa; Chordata; Mammalia; Rodentia; Muridae. The transcript is spliced from 5 exons. Bases 94 to 951 code for a protein of 285 amino acids.
GAGAGGAGGUUCCUAGAAAAGGAAAAGUAGCUGUGAUUGCAAGUUACCAAGUCCAGGAUUUAUAUCACUGUACUGAGCUCUCCCUAUCCCAGGAUGGGGACCCUUACGAGUUGCCCUCUACUUCUCCUGCUGCUGGCGACCGCCCUGGCCCCGACCCGAGCGGGCAAGAGCUCACACUCGCUGCGGUAUUUCGCCACUGCCAUGUCCAGGCCAGGCUUAGGGGAGCCCCGGUUCACCGCCGUGGGUUACGUGGACGACACACAGUUCAUGCGCUUCGACAGCGACUCUGAGAAUCCCAGGGCCGAGCCAUGCAAGCCAUGGGUGGAACAGAUGGAGCCCGAAUAUUGGGAGCAGGAGACGCGGAAAUUCAAGGAGCACACCCAGAAUUUCCGAACUUGCCUUUACAACCUACUCCACCUGUACAACCAGAGUCAGGACGGUCCCCACACUAUCCAGGAUAUGCACGGAUGCUACGUGGGACCAGAUGGUCAGUUCCUACACGGGCACUAUCAACAUGCCUAUGAUGGCCACGAUUACAUCACCCUGAACGAGGACCUGAGCUCCUGGACCGCAGCAGAUGCAGUGGCUCAGAUCACUCAACACAAAUGGGAGGAGGCUGGAGUGGCAGAGGAAUACAAGGCCUACCUAGAGGGCACAUGCGUGGAGACACUCCACAGAUUGUUGGAGGAAGCUCAGCAACACUCAGACCCCCCAAAUACACAUGUGACCCGUCACCCCAGACCUGAAGGUGAAGUCACCCUGAGGUGCUGGGCCCUGGGCUUCUACCCUGCUGACAUCACCCUGACCUGGCAGUUGAAUGGGGAGGAGCUGACCCAGGACAUGGAGCUUGUGGAGACCAGGCCUGCAGGGGAUGGAACCUUCCAGAAGUGGGCAGCUGUCGUGGUGCCUUUUGGGGAGGAGCCUAGAUACACAUGCCAUGUGUACCAUUAGGGGCUGCCUGAGCCCCUCACCCUGAGAUGGGAGCCUCCUCCAUCC